Molecule: messenger RNA, 1662 nt
Organism: Ornithodoros turicata
Lineage: Eukaryota; Metazoa; Arthropoda; Arachnida; Ixodida; Argasidae
Exons: 1
Coding region: 1-1662 (553 amino acids)
Source: RefSeq, a predicted model, not a curated record
AUGAUUACGUACAAGAAGCACGUACAGCGGAAGCACAGGGAUGCCGUACCACCAUUGAGAAGUAGUGAACAGUCAAGGACAGAAGACGGUACAUCCGCAGAUGCAGCGGAGCCUACCUCUGCCCAGCCAGAUGCUGAAUCAAGGUCAACGAGCACAAACCGCAAUGAAACGUGCAGCCCUACGGAGUACAUGAGCAACAUGUUCAAUAAACUGAAGAGACACCUUGUUCUGUUCAGCUUGAAAGUGACUGAAAAACAUAUGCUUCCAACAUCUGUGUGUGAAGGUAUAUUCAAGCACAUGAAAAUUCUCCUGGAACUACUUUUAGAAGCGUUUAGAACAUAUCUUGAAAUGCUCAUGUCAAGUGACAGGGUAGUGGAUCCGGGUCAUGAUGUGUUAUCAGCGUUGUCGAAUGACGCGAUUGACAUGAUAUGGAAUGUGAUUAGGUCUGAGCAUGUACGACUGAAGUACGUGAAAGACAACUUUCCUUUCGUCGAGCCAAAAGAAAUCAACUUGAAUGAGAACAUCACUGGUCGGUCAGGCAGGCAUGUGUUCUAUUAUGUCCCAAUUCAGGACUUACUGACAAACUUAAUGUCAACAGACUUGGGUGAACACAUUCUCUCAGCACUGCCCAAAUACAGUAAAGAACGCUCAGAUGACCACGUCUUCAGUGACGUCUGUGGUGGAGACUUUGUGCGAACCCGUACACUAAUUCAGGAAGGUGUUGCUCGAACUCUCCUCUUGUUGCUCUACACUGAUGAAUUAGAAGUGGUGAAUCCUAUUGGCGCAGCACGUGGUGCACACAAACUUCUUGUUGUGUAUGUAAGCCUGCUUGAUUUGCACCCAAGAUACAGGUCCAGACUAAGCUCAAUAUAUCUUGUUCUUAACGUCAAGUAUGCACUUCUGCAAGAGUACAGCCUCCACAGAAUAAUAGAGCCACUAAUUGCUGACCCUAAUUCCAUCCAGUCAAAUGGAUUUGAUGUUAUGCUGGAUGGCUCACCUGUUCACUUCAAAGCAACUGUCAUCGGAUUUUGCGGCGACAACCUGACUCUGAACAGGCUCGGAGGCUUCACUUGUUGCUUCACUGCAGGUCGCGUGUGCCGUCACUGCCUUGCGAGAAGCACUAACCUACCACUGCUAACAGAUGAAUCUCACUGUACAUUGAGGACUGCAGAGGCACACAACAGUCACAUAUCUGCUGUAGAACUGAGCCCAGAAAAUGUAAAGCUCUAUGAAGUGAAGGAACGGUCCUGCCUGCUUGCACUUAGUGGAUUUAAUGUCACAAGCCAGCUUCUCCCAGACAUAAUGCACGAUGUGCUAGAAGGAGGCAUAAAUGUUGUCCUCAAGGCUGUGCUAAAUUAUUUGCUGUCUUUGAAAGUGCUGCUGAAAGAGCACUUCAGUGUGAUAGACAACUUUCAGUACAAGCAUCAUGACAUGCACAACAAGCCUGUGGCCAUUUCACUCAUGAACACUGGAAAAGUACAGAGUAUAAAAGGAACAGCAAGCCAAAAGCUAUGCCUUUUUGGUCUUCUACCACAACUGCUUGGUGGUCACGUCCCUGAAGGAAACACGGACUGGGAUAUUUAUCUGCAGUACCGUGAAAUUGUGAACAUUCUUUUAUCCGACAGGAUACCCGUUGACUGCGUCAGCUAUCUUGAAGUGUAG